Dunckerocampus dactyliophorus (ringed pipefish) is the source of this 1339-nucleotide messenger RNA. RefSeq names its product ankyrin repeat domain 46b (gene ankrd46b). The transcript has 4 exons. Gene Ontology annotation, molecular function: protein binding. Bases 191 to 877 code for a protein of 228 amino acids. NCBI's taxonomy places the organism in Eukaryota, Metazoa, Chordata, Actinopteri, Syngnathiformes, Syngnathidae. The record is from RefSeq and is a predicted model, not a curated record.
GACAGUAACGACGGUUUGUUUGUACAAUUACACCCCAGGCCGCUAGGUGGCGGAGAGCACGAAUGAACAAAAGAAGAUUGUCAUCAUAACACUGCAGUUACCAUUAGCUCCAAGAUAGCGAAUAACAUUUUCACGCCUGAUUUGGGACAUUUUAACAGGUACACUGGAAUUUUCUGACACCCACUCAGACAUGUCCUAUGUCUUCAUCAACGACUCUUCGCAGACUAACGUGCCUCUGCUGCAGUCCUGCAUCGACGGAGACUUGGCCUUUGCCAAGAGGCUCCUGGAGACAGGAUGCGACCCCAACAUCCGGGACAACCGGGGCCGCACCGGCCUCCACCUAGCGGCCGCGCGGGGAAAUGUGGACAUCUGUCGCCUCCUGCACAAGUUUGGUGCUGAUUUGUUGGCGACAGACUACCAAGGCAACACUGCUUUGCAUCUGUGCGGGCAUGUAGAUACUAUACAGUUCCUGGUGUCAAAUGGGCUAAAAAUUGAUAUCUGUAACCACAAUGGCUCAACUCCCUUGGUGCUGGCGAAGAGACGCGGCGUCAACAAGGACGCCAUUCGUCUGCUGGAGGGACUGGAGGAGCAGGAGGUGAAAGGCUUCAACCGAGGUGCCCACUCCAAAUUGGAGACUAUGCAGAUGGCCGACAGUGAGAGUGCCAUGGAGAGCCACUCGUUACUCAACCCAAACCUGCAGAGCAGCGAAGGCGUGCUGUCCAGCUUCCGGACCACCUGGCAGGAGUUUGUGGAGGACCUGGGCUUCUGGAGGGUGCUCCUGCUGCUAGUGGUCAUCGCCCUCCUCUCCCUGGGCAUCGCCUACUAUGUCAGCGGAGUGCUGCCCUUCUCCACCAGCCAGCUGGAGCUGGUGCACUGAAUGAAGCAGAAACAUCUAUAAUUCUACCGGUUCUUUUAUUAGCACUACAUCAGAUUGUGUGUUUUAUAAUGAGGUUAUGACCUCACCUCUGUGCUCUCUUAGUAUUUGUGUCUCAUGUCACUAUUACUACCUUUACAGUGGAAUUUAAACUCCAAUCAUGCACACUUUUUUCAUUCCUUGUUUCGCUGUACAUUGCUAAUGUUUUGUACCUUUUUUUGCUCGCUCCUUUGUGUUAUUUAUCAACCCUCCUCUAACCAGCCAUGUCAUGGAAAUCAGCAGAGGUUGCAGGAAGCUGCAUCUUGUGCACACCUUGACUUGCGUGUGCCUUUUGUGUUCUUCAUUAAGACAUUCCCUAAAGCAUGCAGCUUUGCAAUAUUUGAGGUAAAAGUACUUUUAUUCGUCACUUGUACAAUGUACAGCUGUGUUGACUGGCAGAUAAAUAAAAGAAAUGUCUGAUUCUAA